Molecule: messenger RNA, 5407 nt
Organism: Grus americana (Whooping crane)
Lineage: Eukaryota; Metazoa; Chordata; Aves; Gruiformes; Gruidae
Product: mucin-2-like
Exons: 11
Coding region: 1-5277 (1758 amino acids)
Molecular function (GO): mRNA binding
Source: RefSeq, a predicted model, not a curated record
AUGGAGGCCUGGAGCCUCCGCCUGAAUCCAGCGUUGAAUUUCACCCUGGCUCAACCCUUCCGCUGGUCAGCCAGUCGCUCCGGGGAGAGGAAGAAGAGCUCCAAGAAGAAGAAGCACAGGUCGGAGUCGGAGGCCAAGAAGCGGAAGCACCGCUCUCCCAGCCCCAAGACCAAGCACAAGGCCAAAGAGAAGAAGCGCAAGAGAUCCACCAGCGAAUCAGCUUCUCAGAAAAGCCGCCGCGAAGAACGAUCUUCCUCCCCCGCCGCCUCCUCCUCCUCCUCGGCUUCCUCCCGCAGCCGGUCCCGCAGCGCCACCGCCCCGAAGCCCCCGACCCCCACGACCCACCGAGAGAAAGAAGAACCGGCGCCGGCGCAACCGGCACCGCGCCGCUGCCGCCGCCCGCCGACCCCCCCCCGCGUCGCCGAACCUCCCCCCGCCGUCGCCCAACAACCUCCCCCCGCCGCCCCCUCCCCGCCGCAGCCGCCCAUCGCCGCGUCACCGCCUCGCCGCGCCGUGUCCACCCCGUCGCCGGAACCCGCCCGUCGCGCCAAAACCCCGCCUCCGCCGCCGCCGCCCCCGCCGCGACCGGCGCGUUCCCCCACCCCGCCCAAACGUUCCCGCCCCCGCCGCGACCGCUCCCGUUCCCGCAGCCCCCCCGGCACCGGCGGGAGCCGUCGCGGCGGCGCUCGUUCCCGUUCCCGUACCCCGGUUCGCCGAAACCGUUCCCGUACCCCGGCGCGGCGAAACCGUUCCCGCAGCCGCCGGCGCGGUCGGUCGCGGUCCCGGACCCCCCCUCGGCGCGGUCGUUCCCGUUCCCGCACCCCGCUUUGGCGCCCCAAUUCCACCAGCCCCAUCCGGUGGCCCGUCCGGUCCCGGUCCCGCUCUCCGGCACGCCGUAACAAAUCCCGUUCGCCGGCGCGGCGCCGAUCGCGUUCCCGGUCCCCUCGCGGUCGCGCUUGGUCCCGCAGCCGCGCCGGCGGGCGAUGGGGCCGUUCCCGCUCCCGUUCUCCGGCGCGCCGGCGUUCCCGUUCUCGCACGCCGGCGCGCCGGCGUUCCCGUUCGACGGGCCGCCGGCGUUCCCGCUCGACGGCGCGACGCCGCUCGCGUUCCACGGCGCGCCGCGGCGGUCGUUCGCGUUCCCGCAGCCUUUGGCGCGGCCGUUCGGGUUCCACGCCGGCCCGGCGCAGCCGUUCCCUUUCCUCGCCGGAUCGCCGGCGCCGCGGGCGCGGUUUGGGCCGCCGCAGCCGUUCCGAUUCCUCCGGCAAAUCCCGCCGCGGCGGAGGGCGCCGCAGCCGCUCCCUCUCCUCCCCCCGGCCUAAAAAACGGGCGCGAGCCUCUUCCCGCUCCCCUUCGCGGCGCCGCCGCCGCAGCUCCACCGCGUCCCCCGCCGGCAAAGCCAAAACCCCCUCCCCCUCCCCCCCCAAACCCAAAGCCCCUUCCCCUCCCCCGCCCGCCGCCCCGGCGCCCCCCGCCCGCCCCAAGUGGGUGCCGAUCGCCGAGCUGCACCCGGCCGCGCCGCAGCCCCCGCCCAGCUUAGCCAAACCCGGCGCCGAGGCCAAGCCGGCGGCGCCCAAGUGGGUGCCGAUCGGCGGGGCGCAGCCCCUCCCCCCGCAGCCGGCGCCUCCCGGCACCGAGACCACGACCGCGAUGCCGGCGGCGACGCCGGUUCCGGCCAAAGCGGCCGCCGAGGUCAAAGCGGCCGCCGCGGCGGUGACGCCGCCAAACCUCCCCAAAGCGGCCGCCGAGGGGAAGGCGGCAGCGGCGGCGGCAACGCCGGGCGGCACCAAAGCGGGCGCUGAGGCCGCGAGCGGCGUCAAGCCGGCGCCCGCUAACGAGGCGAAGCCGGCGACCGCGCCGCAGCCCGCCGGCGCCAAACCGGCGCCUGUUACCGAGGCGAAGCCGGCGACCGCGGCGCAGUCCGGUGGCGCCAAACCGGCACCUCAAGCAGAGGUGAAGCCGGCGCCGGCGCCUCAACCCAGCGUCACCAAACCGGCCGCACCGGCGCCGCAGCAAAACCUCAGCAAAGCGACGCCGGCCACCGAGACCAGACCGGCCGUGCCGCCGCCGCCGCCGCCCAAACCGGGCGUCCCCGAGACGAAAGCGGUGACGCCGCCGGCGCAACCGGCCCCACAGAACCUUCCCAAAACCGUCGCGGAGGCGAAACCGGUGACGCCGAUGCCGCCGACGCCGCAGCAGCAGCAGAGCACGGUGAAGCCGCCGGUAACGCCCCCGCCGCCACCGCCCGGACUGCCCAAAGCCAUGCCGGUGGUGGAGCCCAAGGUGGGGGUUCUGCCGCAGAGCCCCAAACCAGCUACCGAAACGCGACCGGCGCUGCCGGCGUCGCCGAGCCUCCCCAAGGCCAUGCCGGUGGUGGCCAUGCCGCUGAGCCAGAGCCUCGCCAAACCCGCGCCGGCCCUCGAGCUGAAGCCGCCGCCGCCGCCGCCGCUCGCCCCCAAACCGGCGACCGCUACCGAGACGAAGCCGGCGACCGCGGCGCAGCCCGGCGUCGCCAAACCGGCGCCGCCCGCCGAGGCGAAACCGAUCCCCGCGGCCGUGCCGAGCGUUGCCAGAUCACCGGCGCAAUCGCCGGCGCCGGUCACGCCUAGUCCGUUGAAGCCGACGCCGCCGAGGACCGUGCCGGGUGUCGCCGGCAAACUGGGAACCCCGCCCCCGCCGCCGCCGGGCCUGCCGCGAGCGCUGACCGCCGGGCUCCGUGCCGCCGGCACGCCGGCAAAGCUGCUGCCGGCCUCGCGCCUCAGCCUGCCCUCCUCGCCCGUCGCUGCCUCGGCGCUGCCGCCGCCCGUCCACGCCAAACCUGUCCCCCGGUUGCUGCCCGUCCCCAAACCGCCGCCCAAAGCGGAGCCGGUGAAACCGCCGAGCGUCGCCGUCACCAUCGCCGCCACCGCCGCCACGCAGCCGCCCACCGAGAAGCCGCGCGGCCCCUCCCCGCCGCGGCUCAGCCGGGCCACCGAGCCCGCCGGCACCCCGCGCCGCGAGGACGAGCCCGGUCAUCCCGCGUCACCGCCGGUGCUGGAGAAGAUGGCGCCGGAGCAGCCGACGUUGUCAUCGACGUUGUCAUCGACGCUGUCAUCGACGUUGUCAGCGGCGUCACCCGCCGCCCCGGCGCAGGAGAUCCCCAAGGUGGAACCGGCAGCUGCCGGCGUCACCGCGACCUCUAACGCCGCUGUCACCACUGUCCCCAAGGCCGCCGCGGCUGCCACCGCAACAGGCGCCGUCACCCGCGUCACCGUGGGCGCUGCCGCCGCCGCCACCGUCGGAGCCGCCACCAAGGCCACCGCGGACGCCGUCACCGGUGCCACCGGCGUCGCCACCAAAGCCGCUGUAGGCGCCGCCGCCGCCAGCGUGGCCACCGCUACCGGCGUCACCGUGGGCGCCGUCCCCAAGGCCGCCGCGGACACCAGCGCCAUCAGCGUCGCUGCCAAGGUCGCCGCGGACACCAAGGCCACCGUCACCGCUGUCACCGUAGGCGCCACGGCCAAGGCCACCGCAGCCGCCACCACGGACGUCACCCCCGUGGCCACCAAGGCCGUUGCCGAUGUCACCAAAACCGUCACCGCCGCUGCCUCCGCCGUCACCGCGGCCACCGCCACGGCUGUCACCGCUGUCACCACCGCCGCUGUCGCCGCCCCGGCUGUUGUCACCAAGGCCGCUGCAGUCGUCACCAGUGCCGGCAGCGUCGCCGUCACCCCCAGGGACACCGGCGUCACCAUCGCUCCCAGCGUCACCGGGGACGCCAGCGUCACCGUCGGGGCCACCAGUUUGACCAGUGCCACCAGUGCCGGCAGCGUCACCAGCGUCGGCAGCAUCAGCGUCGCUCCCAGUGUCACCAGUGCUCCCAGUGUCACGAGCGCUGGCAGCGUCGCCGUCGCUCCUAGAGACACCAGUGCCACCAGCGUCGCUGUCACUCCCGGUGUCACCAGGGUCACCAGUGUCACCAUCGCUCCCAGUGUCACCAGUGCCGGCAGCGUCACCAGUGCUCCCAGUGUCACCAGUGCCGCUGUCGCUCCCAGCGUCACCAGUGCUCCCAGUGUCACCAGUGCCGCUGUCGCUCCCAGUGUCACCAGUGCUCCCAGUGUCACCAGUGCCACCGUCGCUCCCGGUGUCACCAGCGUCCCCAGUACCACCGUUGCCAGCAGCGUCACCGUCGCUCCCAGUGUCACCAGUGUCCCCAGUGCUGCCAUCGCUCCCAGUGUCACCAGUGCUCCCAGUGUCACCAGUGCCGGCAGUGCUGCCAUCGCUCCCAGCAUCACCAGCGUCACCAGUGCCGCCGUCGCUCCCGCUGUCACCAGUGUCCCCAGUGCCGCCACCGCUCCCAGUGUCACCAGUGCUCCCAGUAUCCCCAGUGCCGCCAGCGUCACCGUCGCUCCCAGCCUCCCCAGCCCCGUCGCCAUGGACACCAGUUCCCCCAGUGCUCCCAGUCCCGUCGCCGGCCCCACCAGUACCGGCAGCGUCUCCGUCGCCCCCGCGGACGCCGGCCCCGCCGAUGUCGCCGCCGAUGUCGCCGCUGAUGUCACCGCGGUGGCCCCGCCCCCCGGCCCGGAGAAGCGGAGCUCUUCCUCCUCCUCCUCGUCCUCCUCCUCUUCCUCUUCCUCGUCCUCUUCCUCCUCCUCCUCCUCCUCUUCCUCCGACUCCGACUCCUCCAGCUCCAGCUCCUCCGACUCCGGCCCCCCCUCGCCGGCCGCCCCGCCCGACGCCGACGCCCAGACGGGGUCGCCCAGCGCCGGCCCCGCCCCCGCGGUGUCACCGGCGCCACCGGCCACGGCCGAAGCCCGGGAGGGCCGCGCCCCCGUCGUCACCCGCCGCAAACGCCGCUCUUCCUCCUCCUCCUCGUCCUCCUCCUCCUCUUCCUCUUCUUCCUCCUCGUCUUCCUCGUCCUCUUCCUCCUCCUCCUCCAGCUCUUCCUCGUCCUCCUCCUCCUCUUCCUCCUCCUCCUCCUCCUCUUCCUCUUCCUCUUCCUCCUCCUCUUCCUCUUCCUCCUCCUCCUCCUCUUCCUCCUCGGCCAUCCCGGCCGUCGCCGCCGUCGCCGUCUCCUCCGCCGCUGACGUCACCACCGCCGCCACCGUCGUCACCGCCGCCGCCGGGAAAACCUCGCCCCACGGCACACGGGUAACGUGGGGCUGGGUUGCCCGGGACGACUCGGUGGUACCGCCGGUACCUGUAUCCAUCGUUUCCACGCGCCGCCGGGUGCCGCCCGCGCCGAGGACCCAGCAGCCGCUCCCCGGGGGCCCCGUGGCGGCCGGUGGCCGCUCCCUAUAGCCCUGGAGCCCCGCCCCCUUCUCUCCAGGCCCCGCCCCCUUCUCUCCAGGCCCCGCCCCCUUCUCGGCAAGCCCCGCCCCUCCGCCCCGCCCCUCCGCCCCGCCCCCUGUUGGGUUUUUCUGUGCGUUUU